Molecule: messenger RNA, 2313 nt
Organism: Plasmodium fragile
Lineage: Eukaryota; Apicomplexa; Aconoidasida; Haemosporida; Plasmodiidae
Exons: 3
Coding region: 1-2313 (770 amino acids)
Cellular component (GO): membrane
Molecular function (GO): oligosaccharyl transferase activity
Source: RefSeq, a predicted model, not a curated record
AUGGUUGAGAGGGAAAGAGUGGCAGCCGGAGAGGAGGUGGCCUACCUGGGGCUGAAGCCCCGGUUCUUUCUAAACCGCUUCCUCCAUGGGGUAUUCUGCAGCGGCGCCUUCCGCCAGGCCAUGAAGGAGGGAAAAGGAAGGCAGCGUAAGAUGAAAAUCCUCAUUUUGCUGCUGACCGGGUUGUUGAGCUUCCUCCUUCGUCUCUUCUCGGUCAUACGAAACGAAGCAAUCAUACACGAGUACGACCCCUACUUCAAUUACAAAUUAACAAAUAUUUUAGAAGAAAAUAAUUUUUACUACUUUUGGAAUUACUUCGAUACAAAGUCCUGGUUCCCUCUGGGCAGAACAACAGGACAAACUUUAUUUCCUGGACUGAUGUUAACGAGUCAUUUCAUUCACAAACUUUGUAACAGUGUUGGCGUGCUAGUAGAUAUAAAAAGUAUUUGCAUUUACAUUGGACCCUUAUUUAGUUUCCUUACUUGUAUAAUAACUUAUAUGCUAACAGUGGAAGUGUAUAAUUUUGAAGGGGCCGGAUUAGUAGCAGCUCUGUUUGUUUCCAUCUCGCCUUCCCAUGUGUCCAGGACAGUAGCAGGAUCCUACGACAAUGAAGCGAUUGCAAUAUUUUUACUUCUUCUAUGUUUAUAUACUUGGGUUAAGUGCCUGAAGGAAGGGACUCUCCUGUCAUCUCUCCUCUGCUCACUCAGUACCUACUACAUGGCCCUUUCAUGGGGUGCAUAUAUAUACAUUACUAAUUCAGUAAGCUUAUAUAUGUUAGUAAUAGUCCUACUAAAGAGGUACAAAUUAAAAAAUAUAAUCUCCUUUAAUGUGUAUUAUGUAUUAACAAGCAUCCUUUGUCUGAAUAUCCCAUGCAUUGAAAAAGCUGUUUUUGUCAGCAUCGAGCAUCUUGGCACGCAUGCCAUUUUUCUGCUAACCAAUGCAUUACUCAUAGCAACACAUGUGAUUAUUUUUAUCUUUACAAAUAAGCUAUCUUGGAAUCAUAGGUCUAGAACCCUACUAGAUCCUACUUAUGCAUUUAAACACAAUCCUAUCGUUGCAUCCAUUUCGGAACACCAGCCUACUACAUGGUCUUCAUACCUAUUUGAUAUACACCUUGUUUUAAUUUUUGUGCCCAUUGGACUGUACGAAUGUAUGAAGAAGGAGGCCCCGAUGGAAGCUUUGUUCUUGGGCAUUUUUUUCGUCCUCUGUUUGUACUUUUCCGCCCUCAUGGUUAGACUGCUUUUAAUAUUUUCUCCCAUCGCCAGUGUGUUGAGCGCGAUAGGCUUGUCCUCCCUUCUGAACCGCUACGUGCGCUUCCUGCGUGUGCCUCCCAGCACGUACCGGGCGUCUCUACUAAUUCGAAGCGAGGUCCCCCAUGGGCAGAGCCAUGCGUGUGAAGACCAUUACACGGAUGAGCAAAGCUCCACGGGACAAGUGGCUUCCGAGGAGGAGCACCGAGGAGUGGAAGACAGCUGCACCGACGAAGAGAGCGAUACUGUUAGCGAACCCUUGAAUAGGUCCAACAAUGCGUUACCAUCACGAACACCACACAACCGCAUUGUCAAGCUCCCCUUCAACCGAACGGAGAACACCCAGGUGCCUAUCCUGACGAGCCUGUGCAUCUUAACCCUCUUGGGCUACUUGAUCAUGUUAACCAUUUUGCAUGCCACCUGGUGUUCUUCCAUCGCUUACUCCGAAUCUAACAUAACUUUUUAUAGUCGAAAUGAAAAGGGAGAGCGGUACAUAAAUGAUGAUGUGAGGCAGAUGUACAAAUGGAUUCAACAGAACACAAAAGAAGAUUCAAGGAUAAUGGCUUGGUGGGAUUACGGCUACCAGUUGAGUGUCAUGGGAGACAGAGUAACCUACGUAGAUAAUAACACCUGGAACACUGAACACAUUGCGACGGUUGGGUUGAUUCUAAGUGUAAAUGAAAAACAGGCCUACGAAUAUGUGAGGAAGCUAGAUGUGAAUUACGUCCUCGUCUCCUAUGGAGGGUAUUCAAAAAAUUCUUCAGAUGAUUUGAAUAAAUUUUUGUGGAUUCUAAAAAUAACGAACAAACAAUUCAAGCAUAUAAACCCACUCCUAUACUACUACCAUCACCAGCACCACCCCCUGGGGAAAAAUGCAACCCCCUUCAUGUCGAGCAGUCUCCUCUACAGGCUCUCUUACUUUAACGUGUCCAAUGGGACACGCAAGGGGUACGACUACAUACGGAAGUUGGAGGUCCCGGAGGUCAAGCCACUGCAAUACUUCGAGGAGGUGUUCACGUCCGACGUGUGGGGCUUCCGCUUGUACAGGGUUAGACAAGACGUGUGA